This is a messenger RNA of Clupea harengus (Atlantic herring), 1686 nucleotides long. It is a transcript of the gene grhpra, whose product is annotated as glyoxylate and hydroxypyruvate reductase a. The record is from RefSeq and is a predicted model, not a curated record. NCBI's taxonomy places the organism in Eukaryota, Metazoa, Chordata, Actinopteri, Clupeiformes, Clupeidae. Gene Ontology annotation, cellular component: cytosol. Gene Ontology annotation, molecular function: glyoxylate reductase (NADPH) activity; hydroxypyruvate reductase (NADH) activity; NAD binding.
AACCCGACACGUCAUGCAAACAGCGACCUCUGUCAAACGUGCGGGCGGCUCUCUUCGUUAAUUUGGGACCUUUUCAGCUCAGAGUCCAAUUGAUCCGUGUCAUUUUCAGUUAUUGGGCUAUCAUUGAGGUUUUUGCAGAAUGCAGGGGGCACAGCAGCUCAUGAAAGUGUUCGUGACCAGGCGUAUUCCACAGGAAGGGAUGAAAAUACUUAAACAAGCUGGAAUCUGUAACCUCUCCGUGUGGGACUCUGACGAGCCAGUGCCACGCGCUGAACUUCUGAAGAGCGUGUCCGGUGCACACGGCCUCGUCUGUCUCCUCUCUGACCGGAUUGAUGCUGAGGUUCUUGACGCUGCGGGCCCCAACUUAAAGGUGAUCAGCACCAUGUCAGUGGGAUUUGAUCAUCUGUCUAUGGAUGAGAUCAAGAAACGUGGGAUACGAAUUGGCUACACUCCAGAUGUUCUAACUGAUGCCACAGCAGAACUCACCGUUGCUCUGCUCCUGGCUACUGCCCGCCGUUUGCCAGAGGGUGUACAGGAGGUCAAAAGUGGAGGCUGGAGCACCUGGAAACCUCUGUGGCUGUGUGGAUAUGGUCUAUCUGGCUCAACAGUGGGCGUCAUUGGACUAGGGCGCAUAGGCCUGGCCAUUGCCCGACGUCUGAUGCCCUUUGGGGUGAAGAGGCUGCUGUACACUGGCAGAGGGACCAAGCCAGGGGCGAAAGAGGUGGAGGGGGAAUUUGUGCCUUUGGACACACUCGUGUCUGAGAGUGAUUUCAUCGUCGUCUCAUGUGCCCUUACUCCGGACACGCAAGGCAUGUGUAACAAAGCCUUUUUCAGUAAGAUGAAGAACACUGGAGUCUUCAUCAACACCAGCAGAGGUGCAGUGGUGAAUCAGGAGGACCUUCAUGAGGCUCUGUCCAGUGGGCAGAUUGCUGCAGCUGGUCUGGAUGUCACCACACCUGAGCCAUUACCCACUGAUCACCCCUUACUGACCCUUAACAACUGUGUGGUCCUGCCUCACAUUGGGAGUGCCACUUACGCCACUCGUGGCAUCAUGGCAGAACUGACUGCCAACAACCUACUGGCAGGGCUCACAGGUGCCGCCAUGCCCACCGAACUGAAGCUGUAGUGCCUGGUCCUUUCCCUUCAUCAGGGCACAAGCCAGUCAAAGCAGUGCCAUCUCUUUGCUCAGGCAAACUGUGUCUUAUCAGCUCAUUACGUAGGACCUGGAUGCUAAGGUCUGUUUAGAACAUGUCUUUUGGAAAGAUAGUAAUUUCAUUUUUAAUGAAAUAUUGAACUAAUAUAUUAAAUAAACACUUAAUGACUAAAGCAAGCAAUGUUUCACAUAGCCAAUAUUAUGAAUCUAAAUAAUGAUGGAUCUUGUGGGGCGUAUGUGCCUUAAUAGUAUAGUGUAGUUGCACGUAGUGCAAGUUGUGGUGAUUUCUCAAAUAGUUGAAGGUCUAUAUAAGACAUUUCUAACGAAGCACUUCCUUACAUGUGAAUUUGUGUUCCUGCUCUGAUGGGAGCAUGUGCAUAAGAGCCACUCACAGUGGACUACUGGGAACAACUGAGUUUCAAUUAUUGCUUGAAGAACUUGAUUACUGAUAUGGCAGCAGCAUCCAUAGCACUCCUUGUGCCGGUGUUCACUCCUUUUUGCAUGUAGAACUUAAAUAAAAGCAUUUAAAAACA